AUGCGCCCAUACUUCCAGUCCCACACAAUCAAAGUCAUCACUGACCAGCCGCUGCAGAAAAUCCUAUCCAAGUUCGAUGUGUCAGGCCGAAUGUUGCGGUGGUCGGUCGAGCUCAGCGAGUUCGACAUCCAAUACUCUCCUCGGAACGCCAUCAAAGCCCAGGUAUUGGCUGACUUCAUCUCUGAACUAACGCCCGAGGAUUGUGCAGAUGGACGGAAGGACACCGACCGCGCGUGGACCCUGCACGUCGACGGCUCCGCCAUCACCGGCGCAGCCGGAGUCGGCCUCGUCCUUAGAAGCCCUACUGGAGAAACCUACGAGAGGUCCAUCCGACUGCAAUUCCAAGCCACUAACAACGAAGCCGAGUAUGAGGCGCUACUACAUGGCCUACGCCUCGCCUUGGAGAUGCAGGUAGACAACCUCGAGGUAUUCAACGACUCUCAGCUGGUGACAGGACACGUGAAUGGGAGCUACGAGGCCCGGGACCCCACAAUGGCAUCAUACCUGGCGGAAACGCAGCCCCUCGCCCGCCUCUUCAGCCGGUUCUCAAUCACGCAAGUGCCCCGAGCCCAGAACGCAUCAGCCGAUGCCCUGGCGAAAGCAGCCUCCGCACAGGGUUUAGAAGAAACCUCUGUGACUGAGCCCAUAGCGGCGCCAACCAUACCAUCCUGCGGCGUUGUCGAGACUCGAACCCCGCCCAACUGGAUGGAGGAGAUACUCCUCUUCAAGACAGAUGGGGCGGAGCCCGACGACCCAACGGCAGCAAGACGACUAAGGCGAACACAAGCCUGGUAUAGCUUAGUCGGUGGGAAGCUGUACCGCAGAGGUUUCUCACAGCCCCUCUUCCUCUGCCUCGCACCACCCGAGGCCAACACCGUCCUCACCGAGCUUCACGAGGGAAUUUGCGGGGAGCAUAUCGGGGGUCGGACCUUGGCCUUCAAGGCCCUCCGACAAGGAUACUACUGGCCAACAAUGCGUCGAGACGCCGCAUCAUACGUGCAACAAUGCCAACCGUGCCAACGGCACGCCAGACUGCAGCAUCAACCGGUGGUCCCUCUCAACCCGAUGGAAAUCGCUUGGCCCUUCGCCCAGUGGGGACUCGAUCUCCUCGGCCCCUUUCCUCCAGCUUCGGGGCAACGACGUUUCCUCAUUGUCGGGGUUGAUUAUUUCACAAAAUGGGUUGAAGUCGAACCCUUGGCCUCCAUCACCGAGAAGCAAGUUCAAAGCUUUACGUGGAAGAACAUCAUCACUCAGUUCGGGAUCCCGAGGGCCAUUAUCACCGACAAUGGGGCCCAGUUCAACAACGCCAAGUUUAAAGCUUACUGCUCGUCGUAUGGAAUAUAA
Molecule: messenger RNA, 1344 nt
Organism: Musa acuminata AAA Group (dessert banana)
Lineage: Eukaryota; Viridiplantae; Streptophyta; Magnoliopsida; Zingiberales; Musaceae
Exons: 1
Coding region: 1-1344 (447 amino acids)
Biological process (GO): DNA integration
Molecular function (GO): nucleic acid binding; RNA-DNA hybrid ribonuclease activity
Source: RefSeq, a predicted model, not a curated record